UGCCACCGCCACCUGCCCGAUGCCGCCCGCCGCUUCUGCCGUCGGUCAGCCAUCGCUGCUUCCGCUGCGCGCCGACGCCGCGCCGUUCCCUAUCUCCCCGACCUCGUGUCCCCCCUUUCCCGCGCUCAAGCCUCCCCCUCACCUGUGGGUGGAGGGCGGCGGGCCUCACCGCCGGCGCUCAUCUCGGCUGGGAUAUGCCCGGUCUUGAUGAUGCGGGGGAGGCCGGGGUGCGCGUUGGCCGCCACGGCUGCAGUCGGGAGGCCAGGGAACCAAGGCGCCGGUGGUGGGGAUGGAGGCGCGAGUCCGGGCUCGGGUUCGGCGAUGCCGUCCACCGCCGGCACGGCCAUGCUGCUGGAGCCACCCGCGGCCAUGUAGAAGGGCAGGGCGCCACGGCGCGCGGCGAUGGUGCCUCUAAGGAGGAACUCUGGUGGCGCAGCCGGUGUUGGAGAGUACAGAGGUGUUGCCGGCGUGUAGCCGGGCGAGAUGGCGCGGUGCGGCGAAGCCUUGGUGAAGCCAUGCUCUGUUGAUGAAGGACAGUCAUCGCGGCGAGCGUAGUUUGUCCAGCCAUGGCGAGGACAGUACGACGUCACCAUGUCCGGCACCUCUUGCGGCAGUCAGUCGGGCUGCAGCUGCACCCUUGCAGUCCACCCAUGGGACACCCAGUGGUGCGACAACUCCAUCAGAAUGCGUUCUGGCACGGUGCAGGUGUUGGGCAUUACCGGAGGUCCGCGGCAGGUGGCAAGGGUGCUCGAUUCGCUGCCACCAGCUCUGGUAGUUCUGCAGGCAGCGGUGCCGUCGUCGCGGCGUCGUCCUCCACGGCUGGUGAAGCCAGCGGGAGGAGACCGGGGGCCACGGGCCCUCCUGCGUCGAGGACGACGCACUGGAGCCCGGAGAAGCUCGGUGAGCUGCUGGCGCAAGAGAUGACGCAGAUGGCGAGCACGGAGGUUGCGAGGAAGAGAAGAACCAGCAUCAAGGGAAAUCGGCAAAUUGCGAGCCAUCUUACCUUUCAAAUUGGUUGGUUUUCAUUGGGAAAGUUGUACUAUUAGUUGAGGAAGAGGCUCAGGAGAAUGCUUGCGUGUUUGUGGAUCAAAGGAAAUUGAGUCAAGAUAUAUAUCAAAGCACCUACAGUAGGCGGAAUUGUGAAACCUCGCUACACUAUCUCUGCUUACUGCUACUAAAUUAAUCACCUCGAUUUAAGGUCAAGGGAAGGCAGUGAACCCUCAUGGUUCCUUGGUUCA
This is a messenger RNA of Panicum hallii, 1238 nucleotides long. RefSeq lists its product as uncharacterized. The record is from RefSeq and is a predicted model, not a curated record. NCBI's taxonomy places the organism in Eukaryota, Viridiplantae, Streptophyta, Magnoliopsida, Poales, Poaceae. The transcript has 2 exons. The coding region runs from base 567 to 1046 and encodes 159 amino acids.